GAGAAUCGUGUCAGAGUAUGAGAGGACCAUUGCACAGAUGAUUGACGAUGAGCAGAAGGAUAAGUCUCUGUCUCACCACACCAUCCAGCAGCUGACCGUAGAGAAAGACCAGGCUCUUUCAGACCUCAACUCAGUAGAGAAGAGUCUGGCUGAACUGUUCAGACGAUACGAGAAGCUGAAGGACGUCCUCGAGGGCUACCGCAAGAAUGAGGAGGUGUUGAAGAAAUGUGCUCAGGAGUACCUGUCCCGGGUGAGGAAGGAGGAACAGCGUUACCAUGCCCUGAAGAUCCAUGCCGAGGAGAAACUAGACAGGGCGAACUCUGGCAUCGCCCAGGUGAGGAUGAGGGCUCGUCAGGAGACAGCAGCGUACCAGGCCUCUCUCAGGAAGGAGAACAUGAAGGUGGACUCACUGGAGAGAACCCUAGAGCAGAAGAACAAAGAGAUCGAAGAGCUGACCAAGAUCUGUGACGAGCUGAUCGCCAAGAUGGGGAAGAGCUAGCGACGCUGAACGCGUCCUGCCCAUGUCUCCAGGGCCUCAGGGGGACUGAGUGGUGGAGGAAAACAGAAGAAGGACAGAGAGAGGAAGUUUCCUCUUCGACUCCCAUCCCUGGACAGAUGGAUUUAACUGCUGAGGAUGACAGACUAUUUCCAUGUAUCUACUGGCGACAUCGCCCCCAAGAGUAUUGGAGGGUAACUCCUGGUCAAUGGCCUCCUCACCAUGUACAGUUUGAUGUGCCAAUGUGUACCACGUAUCCUGUAUCAAUGGUUUGGUGAAAGGGACUUCAAAAUGGUUGUCAUGAAUGAGAGAGAGAGUGUGUGGGUCGUGGGUCGUGGGUGGUUGUGUGAUUGAUUGAAGACAUCAAAUGAUGUGAAAGCCUUGGAUGAAAAGAAAAACAGCAAUAUUUUGUGUGUAUAUAUAUAUACACACUGAGUGUACAAAAUAUUAAGAACACCUUCCUAAUAUUGAGGCCACCUUUAGCCAUCAGAACAUGCUCAAUUCGUCGGGUCAUGAACUCUACAAGGUGUUGAAAGCGUUCCACAGGGAUGCUGGCCCAUGUUGACUUCAGUACCUGGUUCCACAGGGAUGCUGGCCCAUGUUGACUUCAGUACCUGGUUCCACAGGGAUGCUGGCCCAUGUUGACUUCAGUACCUGGUUCCACAGGGAUGCUGGCCCAUGUUGACUUCAGUACCUGGUUCCACAGGGAUGCUGGCCCAUGUUGACUUCAGUACCUGGUUCCACAGGGAUGCUGGCCCAUGUUGACUUCAGUACCUGGUUCCACAGGGAUGCUGGCCCAUGUUGACUCCGAAACCUCGUUCAGAGGCACUUACGUUUUUCCCAUUCACCCUCUGAACGACACACGUACACAAUCCAUGUCUCAAGGAUUAAAAAUCCUUCCUCCCCUUCAUCUACACUGAUUAAAGUGGAUUUAACAAGUGACAUCAAUAAGGUAUCAUAUCUUUCACCUGGAUUUACCUGGUCAGUCUGUGUCAUGGAAAGAGCAGGUGUUCCUAAUGUUUUGUCCACUCACUGUAGAUGACAGACUAAAUCAACGAAUCGUUCAGUUAAUAAGAGAACUGCACGUGGAAGUGUCAGCAUAUAAACUUGUUGUUGUGAAUAGGUAAUGGGGCUGAUUAGAAUGAUUUAAUAAAAAUACACUAUUCUGUCUGUUUAAAUGUCUUCCCUGGAUCGGGAAAUCUUUCAGAUGCUCUUUGCUGCAUAUUUCGUCAUAACUUUCUUAUUUUUAAUUUGGAUAUUAUUUAUAAUGAAAAAAGUAAUUGUUACUGUAGUAAUCAGCUGUUGGGACAGAGGGCAGUUCAUUAAUUACAUUUCUGACCGGUAUGUCACAGUCCUGCUAUGGUCGAUGUCUUCACAGGAAGGGAGGCAUUGGGGAGAGAAAUAAAAGAGCUCUGCACAGCUCCACACCUGGGUUCAAAUAAUAUUUGAAAUCGUUCCACAUUUUCUCUAGCCUGGCCCGGGAGUGACAAAUUGCAGGUCUGAGACUAUUUGUUUGGUCUCUUAAAGACUGGAAAGGUCGAUCGAGCACAGAUAAAGUCAUUGAAAUGAUUUCGAAUAGUGUUUGAACCCUGGUCUCAUCUUCUUACAACGCGCAAUAAAGGAUGGCAUUUAAA
Molecule: messenger RNA, 2130 nt
Organism: Oncorhynchus masou masou (cherry salmon)
Lineage: Eukaryota; Metazoa; Chordata; Actinopteri; Salmoniformes; Salmonidae
Product: transforming acidic coiled-coil-containing protein 2-like
Exons: 5
Biological process (GO): cerebral cortex development; cell population proliferation; mitotic spindle organization
Cellular component (GO): cytoplasm
Source: RefSeq, a predicted model, not a curated record